CCUACGUUUUAAGUAACCUUAAAAAUUACAUAAAAAUACGGCAUGAUUAUUCCUCAGCCCUGAAAUUUGUGGAAGCAGAAAAUUAAUAUUAUAAAAUUGUAAAGGACUAUUAUGUCCAGCUACAUUCAUCUGGACGUGGAAUUGAAACUACGUGACGAAAACAAAGCUAUUGUGACUCCAGCUUACUUUCUAGGAAGCAUAGAAGACUCAUUGCAAAAUUUUUUUGGCGAGAUAGGAGGCCAAACUGAUUUAGAGCUAAUAAAAUUUGACAAGGGUCAAAAACGUGCUAUUGUUCGCGUACAAGAAGAAUUUAUUUUGCGUAUUCGUUCCGCUAUUACGCUUAUAGGAUACUUUCAAGACAUUCCAUGCCACUUCAUAAUAAAAAAAUCUUCUAAAGAAAAGCUUGAUUUUUAACCGAUAAAAAAGGUAAAAAGUUUUCAUAAUGUCAUACUGCAAGGUAUUUGGCAAAGAUAAGGUAUGCUUUGUAACCAAAGAGGAUCACACGACACCGAGCUCGAUUGAUUUGCCACCGCCAGAUCCUCCACAAGGCCUUAUAACAAGCGAUGGUGAAAUUAAUUGGAGCUGUCCAUGUUUAGGUGGAAUGGCGACGGGACCAUGUGGGGUUGAAUUUCGCGAUGCAUUUUCAUGCUUCCACUAUAGUAAAGCAGAUCCCAAAGGGUCAGAUUGCUUUGAAGCCUUUAGAGCAAUGCAGGAUUGCUUCCUACAAUAUCCCACAGUAUACAAUAAAUCAAGUGGAAAUGAAGAGGACGACGAUGAUCAUAGUUUAAACAUAGCAAACUUGGAUGAAAGAGAUACAACUGGUAUACUAAACAGCGCAGAUAUAACAGACUCAACCUUAGCAAAUAAAGAUAAUUAAUGUUUUCAUGUACAAAUAUUGACAUAAAAGUAUAGCAACUCAAGUUCAUAUUUUAGUAGCAUAUUUACUGUCACUGAGUUAAAACAUUGUUAUUUUAAUGUUAAUUUGAAAAUAAGUAUUUCAUAAUUGCUUUUUAUU
Messenger RNA from Ceratitis capitata (Mediterranean fruit fly), 1015 nucleotides. RefSeq lists its product as uncharacterized. Gene Ontology annotation, biological process: tRNA 5'-leader removal. The coding region runs from base 112 to 414 and encodes 100 amino acids. Gene Ontology annotation, cellular component: ribonuclease P complex. The record is from RefSeq and is a predicted model, not a curated record. Lineage: Eukaryota; Metazoa; Arthropoda; Insecta; Diptera; Tephritidae. The transcript has 2 exons.